Sinocyclocheilus grahami is the source of this 2536-nucleotide messenger RNA. RefSeq names its product FA complementation group B (gene fancb). The record is from RefSeq and is a predicted model, not a curated record. Gene Ontology annotation, biological process: interstrand cross-link repair; negative regulation of double-strand break repair via homologous recombination; positive regulation of double-strand break repair via homologous recombination. Lineage: Eukaryota; Metazoa; Chordata; Actinopteri; Cypriniformes; Cyprinidae. Gene Ontology annotation, cellular component: Fanconi anaemia nuclear complex. The transcript is spliced from 9 exons. Bases 299 to 2434 code for a protein of 711 amino acids.
AUGUGCGUCAGAUGCGCGCGCAGUUUCUUUGAGGAAGAGCGGUAGCGUUUAAAACAGAUUAAAAAGUAAAAACAACAGAGUGAACCAAGUUUUUUUUUAAGCUUUACAAGUUUGGACACCAAACCGAAUGACCCGAAUCCUGACGCCAAACGGACUCGGAUUGCACCAAACGUCCCCAGUAAAUGACUUGGUGUUAUGUGCAAAAUCUUUGGAAAUAUGUUGUUGAAUUUCCUUGGAGAUCGAGGUUUCUUUUCACUUCUCCAGCUUUUCAUUUGAGUUGACUUCAAAUCUCAAGGCGAUGGCAGCAGUACGGCACGUCGAAAUGCUUGCGGUUAAAGGAGAAGUGCUUGCUUUCCAGUGCAAGAGUUUUAGCUCGAAAACCAGAGAUCAUCGCAAAGGCUCGGAGGUUUCAUUCUACAGUCUGUCCUUCGCCCGAGACUCGCAGAGCUUCUCCAUUAGAGAUCGUAACUUGUCUCUGAUUCACAAGGACGGCUCUGCAGAAGCGGACGUUGUUCAUUGUUGCUCCGCUCUGGAUAUUCAGCAGAGGCAAAAAGUGCCUUGUGUUUUACUGAGACUGUGCAAGAAGAGGACGUCUGCUUUUAAGUACAUGCUUUACUCCAUAUGCACAUCCACCGAUGCGAAACUUCAUGCUGAGUUUGUGUUGCCGUACGAGAUGAGAGAUAAUAUUUCAAUAUUGCUCGGCCCUGCAUUGAUUUGGAGUCAUGAAAACUCAGUUUUUUAUACAUCCUCGCAAACCAGUGGAGUGAAAGAAGUGCCAAUUCCCAUGACGGUCAAUUUUAUUGGCGAACUUCCUCUUCGCCGAAGAAAGCUAGUGAUUCAAGGAGCCCAAAAUGUGCCAAGUGAUCAAUCUAAAGUCAAAAACAUACUGUAUUUCAUAGAAGAUGGAAGAACCUUGAGUUCUGCAUGUCUUGUACCUGAUGCCUACAGCUCUGUGAUCCAAUGCAUGAUGGUUCUGUCGGCGGAAGAAUUCGACGGUGGUUGGAGAUCGGCUGUUCUGGCGGCCACAAGCAUGAAACAGCUGGUUCGUUUUGAGAACGGACUUCCUCUGGAUGUGUGUCUCCUUCCUUACGAGCAACCGCUGAGUAUUCAGGUGAUUCACACUCUGAAAAACGACGGUCUCGUUGUCGUAACCUUCAGUCAGGGAAACGUCUGCGCUGUGUGGAAAGACACUUUCCAGGUGGCGGGGUGUUGGACAGGAGUGCGUCUGCUGCUCGUUGAUGACUUUAUGGGAUGCGGGACGGAUCAGAUGCUCUUAGUGUUUGAGAGUUCAUCAGCAGAGCCACUUAGCAGCUUUCUACUCACUGAUCUGUGUGCCGUCACUUACUCUUGUUGCCGAUCAGACGGUGAGGAGCUGAACUCAUCAGACGCAGCGCAGGAGAAUCACCUUCUUACGGUUCAAGCCUUAGAGUCCAGACUGCAGAGCGGCCUGAGCGGCCUUGAAGACCUUCAGAGAGACGUGGAGGUCAAAGACAGACUUCUACAGCAGUCAUUAGUGGCUUUAACUGAUCUGGUGUCAGGCAGAGAACAUGCAAUCUCCUCUCCAGAGCAGGAGGGGCUUGUUUCUCUGUGGGAUGAAGAUGAUGAUGAUGAUGGUGCUGGAGAUGAAGAGGAUGCUGGGAUGCAGACUGAAUGCGCUGAGGCUCCUCUGAAGAUGCACAGAGUUUGGCAAAGAGUCAUCGGACAGAGUUUGAUUGUCGGUGUCGUUCUGACGACAACAAGUAACACGCCAGGCCGUACCACCCGUUCUGCCCCUUGGCUAUCUGAUAUUCUCCACGAGCAUUGUUCUAAGCUCAGGGCUGCAGAAAGGGUGUGGCACGAGGCCAGAGACGAUCUCCUCAGCCUGCUGGCGCUGCUGGACGUGUGGUUUUUCCGGCUGGAGUGUCCGUGUCACACGCUGGCGGAUGUGCAGGGCUGGUUGCAGGAGUCGCUGCGGUUCGAGAGGCUGGAGAUCGACCCACGCUUCACUGCAGACCCAUCGAGCGUCAGGCUCUUUCGCUGGGAGCAGAACUCACCGUUUCAGGGCAUCUUGAGCGUCUACUGCAGGGAUGAGCUGAGUUUGCUGCACUUCCUGCACUCGCUGUGUGACUUCCUGCCCGUGUCACAUGACGUGCAGCCGCUGGAGAGGCCGAGCGUCUGCGCUGGAUCUCUGGCUCAGACUCUGCAGACGGAGAUCCACACCGUGACGCAGGAGGCGUCUUCAGUGCUGCGCACUGAUGAGGGAGCGAGGAGAGGAGAAGCGGAGUCACAGACGCUCCACAACCUCAGGGAGGAGUGGCUUAAAGAACGGGGGCGGUGCAACGAGAGGCUCCGCCCCCUGCUGGACGAGACGCGCUACAGCAGACUGAUAGAGCGCAUGAUUCACGCGCAGCUGGAUGCAGAUGAAGCCGCUCUGAUGGAAGCUCCUCGUCUGUAGGUAAAGCCACAUCAAACUCACCGUCCCGGCGGUCCAAACCUGUGUGCUGUUCUGGCAAACUCAUAAAAAUACCGGCUAGAAUACACCAAAAAAAUGAUCAUU